AUGACGCGUCCGCUCGACGCGUCGUGGGUACGAGUCGAAGACGCACGGAAGCCAGACGGAGAUGGAUGGGAACUCGAGCAGGAAGAUAGUGAACUGAUCGUCCUGGAUAUGGGAUCCGCCGAGCGUGCGCCGGCCGAGGAGCGGGAGAGUAUGCCCGGCACGAGUGUUACGCUGACCGUACGUGUCGUGUCUCACACGCAGGGUCUCGAGACCGAUACGCCCAUGAUGAAGCUAGGAGAUAUGGUCAUGAUGGGCCAGUGGGACGAGCUGCUCGGCAGCGAGAUUCAGGACGCCAUGUUCGAUACCCCGUCGCACCUGCCGGCCACCGAUGACCUUCCACGCGAUUUUGACGAGGACAUGCCCCUCGCAUGGCAUGCGCGAACACUUGCCGCGCCUCCAUUCCACGCGCCUUUCGCUCGAACACGAAUGAGCGAGACGCCGAGGGAAGAGCCAGAUACGUCCGCGACUAAAGGCCUGUGUAUCCGAGGUAGAGCCCAGCGCGAGUCGGAGCGUGCGCCGAGUCACGAUGAGGCCGUGCCCUGGUUCCUGUGCCCACCUCCGCGAGCGAGUGAUGGCGACGCCACGUGGGGCCUCGGCGUAGAGUGCACGGAGGAUGUCAGCCCGGCGCUGCAAGACAAGCUUGCACGAUUUCAUGAGCUCAAGGCGCAGGGAACACACUUUAAUGAGGCGCUCAUGCGGAACCGCGCCUUUCACAACCCCCGCAUCCAUGCCAAGCUCGUCGAAUGGGCGAGCCUCGAUGAGCACGGCUCGAAUUACAGCGCGAUCGCCGCGGCGCAAGGUACGGCGCCUUCGUGGGAUGCGGCGGAUGCAGAGUUGUUGCGCCAUGGCACGGCUUCGGCACUAGGUACUCCCGGACCCACAUUCCCUUUGCGCAUGCACGAGUGA
Messenger RNA from Malassezia sympodialis ATCC 42132, 906 nucleotides. RefSeq lists its product as uncharacterized. Lineage: Eukaryota; Fungi; Basidiomycota; Malasseziomycetes; Malasseziales; Malasseziaceae. Bases 1 to 906 code for a protein of 301 amino acids. The record is from RefSeq and is a predicted model, not a curated record. The transcript has 4 exons.